Messenger RNA from Biomphalaria glabrata, 7983 nucleotides. Its product is annotated as cGMP-dependent protein kinase 1-like. The record is from RefSeq and is a predicted model, not a curated record. Gene Ontology annotation, biological process: protein phosphorylation. Lineage: Eukaryota; Metazoa; Mollusca; Gastropoda; Planorbidae. The transcript has 19 exons. Bases 535 to 2703 code for a protein of 722 amino acids. Gene Ontology annotation, molecular function: ATP binding; cGMP-dependent protein kinase activity.
GGCAUUCUUCGACGUAAAGUAUCAGGGGAGCGGUAAUAGCCAGAGUUUGAACAACUUUCAACUCUGUUAUGUACACGCAAAUAGCUUUUUUUUUUGUGUGUUUGUUGUGAAGUUUCAAAAUGUGUAUUCUUCAGGAAAGAAAGUUUACUUUGAGUUAAUAUUACAGUUUUAUUAAACGGAUUAAGUUGUUGUUUUUCACAACGAAUUCUUGGAUUAACGAGCGUACGUGUGUAGGUCAGAUAAUUCACUUGUUGACUCAAUUGGAUAACUUUGAAAUACAAAAUUAAUGACUGUGAUAAAAAAAAAGGAAAGAUCAACACAUGAGCUCGAGUUAGAACCAUAUGAUUCGACUUAUUAAAACCGGAUGUCGGAUAUGAACACAUGUUUUACUUUCUUCAUCUGGUCAUGGUCUUGAGAUGUCAAGCUGACCUGAGUUUAGAACAGCUCGACCUUCGUUGUCGCUCUAGUCGGACGAGGUGCUAGAGCCCACCCCCCACCCCCCAAGCCUGGCAGUGGCGGCGAACUGAUGCCACCAUGGUCAUGGGGACCUUACGUGACCUGCAGCUGGCCCUCCAGGAGAAGAUUGAGGAGCUGCGACAACGGGACGAAUUGAUUGACGAGUUGGAGACAGAGCUGGACGAGAAGGAGAGCCUGAUUCAGAGGUUACAAAGGGAAUUGGACAAGUAUAGGUCAGUGCUUCCUUCAGCCGCUGCCAACAGUCCACUCUUUCAUCGUAAGGGUCUCCAUGCUGGCCUCGGAGUACCCAAUAACCCUGGGCUCAGGCCCCAAGCGUCCUUGGCUAAUGGCGGUUUGCCCAGAGCCGGAGCGUGCUCGGACCUGGCCGGCUCCAUCUUACGAGAGGAAAGGACUAAGCGCGUGGCGAUUUCAGCCGAGCCGACCACCUUCAACAGCCAGCAUUUAAUGAGUUACAGAAGCCAGGUGUACCCUAAAACAUACGCUCAGAAGGAACUUAUCAAACAAGCCAUACUGGACAAUGACUUCAUGAAAAACUUGGACAUCGGUCAAAUACGUGAGAUAGUCGACUGCAUGCACCCUGUGGAGAACCCCAAAGAUAGUAUCAUCAUUAAAGAAGGAGAUGUCGGAUCUUUGGUUUAUGUCAUGGAAGAGGGUAAAGUUGAAGUCACUAAAGAAGGGCAAUGGCUAACAUUGAUGGGUCCAGGGAAAGUCUUCGGAGAGUUAGCUAUAUUGUACAACUGUACCAGAACAGCCACAGUAAAAGCACUAACCAACUGCAGGCUCUGGGCUAUAGACAGACAGUGUUUUCAGAGUAUCAUGAUGAGAACUGGCUUAUUGCGCCAUACGGAACACAUGGACUUUCUCAGAAGUGUUCCAACCUUCAAAGGUCUUCCCGAAGAAACACUUAGCAAAAUUGCUGAUGUUCUAGAGGAGGCUCAUUACAACAACGGGGAGUACAUCAUACGCCAGGGCGCCAGGGGAGACACGUUUUACAUCAUUGCCAAAGGAAAGGUGAAAGUGACGAAAAGAAAUUCCAAGACGCAUGAAGAACAGGUGAUUCGUUUGUUACAGAAAGGUGAUUUCUUUGGUGAGAGAGCUCUUCAAGGUGAAGAUGUCAGAACAGCCAACAUUGUGUCAGCUGAUACCAACGGCGUGGAUUGUUUGGUUAUAGACAGAGAGUCCUAUCUGCAGUUAAUUAGCACAUUGGACAAUUUAAAACAAAUUUAUGAGGACGAAGAAGAUAAGGCUGGAGUUGAUUCAGAGUUUGCUAAACUUAAACUGAGUGAUCUGACAAUGAUUGCAACGCUAGGAGUUGGCGGAUUUGGUCGCGUAGAGUUGGUUCAAGUCAACAGUGAUACUAGCAAGGCGUACGCUCUAAAGAUCUUAAAGAAACAUCACAUCGUGGAGACACGACAACAGGAGCACAUCAUGAAUGAAAAGAAGAUCAUGAUAGAAGCUCGAUCAGACUUUAUUGUCAGACUGUACAAGACUUUUAAAGAUAGAAAGUUUCUUUAUAUGAUGCUAGAAGCCUGUCUUGGUGGUGAACUUUGGACUGUACUACGAGAUAAACAAUCUUUUGAUGACAACACAACUCGCUUCUACACAGCUUGUGUUGUGGAAGCAUUUGUUUAUCUGCACAGUCGGGGCAUUGUAUAUAGAGAUUUGAAACCUGAGAAUUUAUUGUUAGACUCCUCUGGCUAUAUCAAACUGGUGGACUUUGGGUUUGCUAAAAAAGUUGGACAUGGUAGAAAGACAUGGACAUUUUGUGGAACUCCAGAAUAUGUAGCACCAGAAAUAAUUCUCAAUAAAGGUCAUGACAUUUCAGCAGAUUAUUGGUCCCUUGGGAUCCUUAUGUUUGAACUUCUGACUGGCAGCCCACCAUUUGCUGGACCAGACCCAAUGAAGACUUACAAUUUAAUUUUGAAGGGUAUUGAUGCUGUGGACAUUCCAAGAAAAGUGAACAAAAAUGCUGCCAGCCUCAUUAAAAAGCUAUGCCGUGAUAAUCCCAUGGAAAGACUUGGCUAUGGCAAAGGAGGAAUUCGUGAAAUUCAAAAACAUAUGUGGUUUGACAGUUUUAACUGGGAUGGACUCAGAAACAGAACACUUAAAGCACCAAUAGUUCCUUCAGUGAAAUCUCCAACAGACACUUCUAACUUUGACGAUUACCCUGAAGAUGAAGAUAUACCACCUCCUGAUGACCUCUCUGGAUGGGAUAAAGAUUUUUGAUGUUGGCCCCAUCUGUUAGGGCUGUUAAUACAUUUCCUACAUAAUUGUAUGGUAUAUGUUUGAGACUGACUUACACUUUUCUUCAAUGACUUCAACUUUUGUUGUAAACUGUUUUUUUUGGUGAUGUGCUGGAGUUUAAAGAUUACAGAAAGAAUAUUCACUGCUGAUUUAUUGAUAAGACAAAAGAAGUUUCAUUCUGCAUGAAUUUUGUAUUUCUAGUUUGUAUGUUUGUGUAGCCACUGCCUAGGUUUGAGUUGCAAUGAAAACAAAGGAACUUAUUUCAUUUGUCAUGAUUCAAAAUGUUUUGUAGAAAUAAAUUUUUGAACUGUUUCACAGCCUAAGUUUUCUAUCAUAAAUAUUUUAGUAUGUUUCAAAUGAAUGAUCCUAAAAACAAAAUGUUUCACUACAAGCAUGCAAAAUAUAUUUUUUGUGAAAAAAAAUAUGUUAAUUUUAGUGUCACACUUUAUUAUAAGUUGACUUUAUGUUUAACAAACCAUAUAAGUUGAAAUUAAUGUUGUUGUUUUUCUUUUGAAACAGUAAAAUAGGUUAAGAUUUGCCAAGACUUAAAAUAAGUAUUUUAAUUGUUUUUUAUUUGAAAGCAAAGACUAUCUUUAAGCUAUAAGUUAUAAGUCAUGUUGUCUAAAUUUAGACAAUGUUACAUAAUAUCAAUUCACUUAUUUCCUAAAAGUUUGUUUAUAUUCUGUCAAAUUCAUCCCAAACCACAAGACUAGUUUUAAAAGGGACAUUAUAACACUUGUUCACAGAUGGCAUUUGUAAGGUUAAAAUUUGUUUCAUAUUAUUUCAUGCAUUUUUUUAUAUAUAUACUUAGCAAUAUCUUCUCAUUUAGUAUUUUUCUGUUUUAUUUCUGUUCUGUUUUCUAAAAGCACCUUUAACUUACAAAAUGUUUCAGACAACAUUACACAAAUUAAACUGUGAGGUUCAUUAAUAGUUUGAUCUAAUAGUUGCCUUAGCAUAAAUUUUUGUGUUGUUAUUUUGUUUGUAAAUUGCACACUUCCUACUAUAUACCAUGUUCUGGUAGGGUUUUUUUGUUUCUAUAAGUUUUAUGACAGUGAAUGAUGAAUGAGAUCCUUGUUGUAUGUACUUUGUGUCAACGCACCAUAAGCAACAUUCUUUUAUUAUGCACAAUAGUUGUGCCUUAACUAUCUAAUGGUUGCCACUAUUUUGUUUAGGCAAUAAUUUGGCUACAAUGUGAUGUUAUCGGAUACAAGGAAUUAUUUACUGUGUUAUACUAGGUGUGAUAUUAUCAUAACAUGUUAUUGUUCUUUGUAAAAAUAAUAAUAAAUAUAUAGGUUUAUACAUAUAUACAUAUAUAAAUAGAAUUUAAUUGCCCUAUUGUAAAACUUUUGAAAUGUUAAUUUUGCAAAUGUAGAAAUGUAUGUUUUAUGGUUUGUAUGAUCAUUUAGGAGCUAUAAUUAGGCUGGUCACUUUCUACAUUUUAAAGAUUUAUUUCUUACUAUUCUUAAAUUUUUUAUUUCUUUACUUUACCUAUUCUGCUUUCUGUAAUCAUAAAGGGUUCAUUAAAGUGGGUAAAAAUUGAAUUGAAUUGUAGAAUAAUUGUUAUUUGAUGUACCUUCAAGAACUUACUUUAGUUACUUUUAGGAAACAAAUUCACUCUGAUGCAAAUGAAAUAAAGUAUAAAUAUACUACAAUGGCUUGUUAGACAGCCUAAGAAGUUCACAUUCAUUAUAUCAUCAACUUAAUUAAUAAACUCUUUUUAUUUUGUUUCAUCUAAUACUUCUUUACAACCUAAAGUACAAGUUAUGUUUUUAAAAUGUCCUAUAGAAUUUAAGGAGAUUAUACAUUUAGGUUAUUUACGCUUGUGAUAUGUAGUGUCAGAAAUGGCCAAUUACUUUGGUUUGGUUUUGUAAAUGUAGGUACUUUUUAUUUGUGUGUCAUGAUAUAAAGAGAGGAUUACUACACAACAAAACAUCAGAAGUUUGGUCAAUUUUGUUUCUUUUAUUUGAAUUAUUCAUUUAUAUAAAAUGUAUGAUUAUUAUUGUUCAUGAUAUAUGUCUUAAGCAUACUCUGAAGGAUUAGCCUUUUUAUACAUAAUAUUACAUGAAAGUUAAAAAUGUUGAACUCUCAGAAUUCAUCAUGUAAACUGUCAACAUUAAGAUUUGUUGUCAAUACUGAAUUUCUUGAAUGUAAGUGUCAGAGGGGAUAACAGCACUAAUACUAAAGCGUAAAUUUGACUGUUAAACUUUGGUUAUCAAUCCUAAACUUAUUGACUAAAGUUCAAGAUAAAAACAGCUUGAACAGAAGUUGUUUAAAAAUUUUGGAUUAUAGGAGAAAUAAAUGUGUCUUCACUAUCAUUGCUCUCCUUGUUUUAGUAAAAAUAGCAGAUUGUAACCAAAUGACAAUGUUAUGAUAUGUAUUUUUGCUUAUCUUUUGUUUCAAAUUAUUUCCAAGUAUCAACAUGGCAAUGUUGAAUCUCAGUGUCAGUAUUAGGGCUGACUUAAUGUUCAAACAUUCCAGUUGCUCUCACAUAAAUGAUAUCUGAUUACAAAUUUGAAACAUUUCAAAUUUCUGAUGACAUAACUGAGGUUGUUCAGUUGUGUUGCAUAAACAAAAUGCAACUUUGCAAGAUAUAUUGCAAUUUAUUUCUUUUUUCGUGUUGGAAGUGAAAUCUAGAAGCUAAAAACCUGAAAACUUUUGUAUUGUGACUGCCUACACUACGGGUGUUGGAACUAGCUUUAAUGUUUCAUUGAAUGUACACUUUGCUGACACUGGCAGGGUAACUUCCUGCAUCUAAGCACAUUACUUGAGCUUCUCACUUGAAGUAAAACCAUUUCUAAUAAUUUAUUUUUUACUGUUACAUUUAACUUUUGUUUUCUUUCUAUUUUACCUUCACAGUUAUCUUAAAACACUAGGACAUAGAAAUAAACCAAUAUUUCUCACAUUUUAUUACAAUAACAUUCUAAACCAUUAGUAAUUUAAUAGAUGUCAGUUUAAUAAACCAAUACGUAAUUGAACUGUUGAAUAUGGUAGAUACAUGUGACUUAAGCUUGAAUAUUUUAUGAUAUCAAAAAGCUAAAUAAUUAGAACAUUAAGCAACCAAAAUUCAUGUUCAUUCUCAAUUCGUGUAUGUGUCUUUUUAUUCCCUUCUAUUCCGACACUAUGAAUAUCAGAUAUUUUGAGUACUUAGCUAGCUAUUUGUGUGUUUUUGUAAGAUUAUUGUAAAAGUAAACAACUGAGUGAUUUUUUAAGGGAAAUUAUGUUUAGUCUUAGAUUUAGUAUAAGGGUUAAUUCUAUAACAAUUCUUAAAGGUAAUUAAAGAUUGGAUGAGAAUUAUAAUAAGUUUCAAGGUCUCAUUACUAUUGCCAUAAACAAGUUUUUAUUUAUAACAGGUAAGUUCUAUCAUUUUCUGAUGAUUGAUAUUCUUUGGUGUGAUACAAACUUUAAGGACUUAUUAAUUAUGCACAAUAUUUGUUAAAGAAAAAAAACAAUUGUCCUUACAGUUAUUAUUAUCUCUUUAUGUUUUUGUUGAACCAAACAUUUGAUUCAAUUGACAAUCAGUCCCGCUGCAUCUUUACAUUAUAAACUACAUUUCUGUGAGUAUAUACCUAAUACUGAUAUUGUAAACUAUUUUAAAUAUGUAUUGUGCUGAUGAGAUUAAUAGCAUCAUAUGAGUUUUUCCUUGGUUUUUACUUUCCUUAAUUUAUAGAUAUUUGAUGAUUUCAAAUAUUUUUGAGGUAAUGUUAGUCAUAGAAUACUGUUUGUUUGUAAUAUAUGGGAAAAUGAUUAUAUUUUGAGUGAUUGGAGUUAUUUUUAUAUUAAGAAUCUAGUUCCAUGAAAUUGACAAUUAGUGAACUCAAUUUUUGUUUAUGUUACUGAAGUUUCACCUGUUCAAAUUUCAAGAUAAAAUUGCAUUUACUUGUAUCAUUCAAUUUACUUUUGCCUCCAUACGUGUAAUUUUUUCACAAGUUUUAUUUCUUCAUAUAAAUUUAAAAGGCUCUAUCUCAAAAUGAAAAAUGCAUUUGAUUGCACAAGGGCAAGCCAGUCAAAUCUGAAAAUACUUUUCACAUCGGAAUAACUUUUUUUUUCUUCUCUCCCUUACCUCUUUUUUACCAAAUUUCAAACUACAUGUAUUGUGCUCUCAUCAUUUUGCUAUAGAAAACAGUUGUAACCUUUAUAACUAAAUAAACAGAAGAGAUCUUCAAAAAGUGAUUAUCAAUAAAAGUUUAUUUUAUGUAACCACAGGCUUUAAUAAAAGUGUUUCAAAUUCAAAACAGAUUUUGGUUUUAGUGGGGAUUUUUGUGCUAGAUAAGUAUUCUUAUUUUUUUUAAUCAAUAACAAAUGUAAACAAUGUUAAAGGCCAUACUCCCCUUUGUGCUGAAACCUUAUUUUAAAGUGACCUACAUCUGGUUAAAUGGAGUCUUAUCUAAAUACUACUCUGAAGAUCAAUAAAAUAAUCUAAAAGCACAUAUUAUACCAAAAAUGUUAAUUGAUGUAUCAAUGUUUAAAUUGUCUGUUGAUAUUUGUUGAUUAGUUUUCUUGUACUAAUAACACCAACAAAAAGUUAGAGCUAUAGUUGGUCUAUUAAUGAGUGAAUUGAUAUAAUGUAAAGGUAAAGACAACAGCUAGUAAUAUUUGUUCAAAGAAAUAUUCUUUAGUGUGUACCAUAGUUGAUUCAAAAAUAUUUAGGCACGUCUGGAAAAGCUAAACUACCAUAACUGGCAUAUAAUGAUUUUCAUAAAUGUUGGAUUAAUGAAAAACUAAUUUUAAAAAAAGAACAUAUAAAGCACCAUGACCUCUGAUUCCCUUGGUUGUUGGCCUAUCAUACUAUCAUAUUGUUGAGUAGCCUAUCAUACUAUCAUUGUUCACUAGCCUAGCAUAGUAUCACUGUUGACUAGCCUUUCAUACUAUCAUUGUUGACUGGCCUAUCAUACUAUCAUUCUUAAAUGCACUGAUUUGAAAUAACACCUAAUUUGUAUAUUAUAAACAAGAAAUUCAAACUUUAAUGCAGUAUGUCAAAGAUAAAACAUAUCAAUGGAUGCUAGCAGUGGUUGUUCAAUGUCUCCUAUACAUGUUUAGGUACAUGCAUUACAUACUAAGUGCGGUACUAUACAGAACUAUUUCAUUUUAAUUUGGUGUAUUUUUUUUUCACUUUAAUACUGUAUUACUCAUUCUCAUUUUAAAAAAGAUAGAUUUGUAAAUUUAUAAAUUAUUUUGUAGAAAAUAAUUUUUAAAAAUUCGUAAGUUUCAGUAAAGAGACACCAAUUUUUGAAACUGAAAAUAAAUAUUUUAUUUAUAAACUGA